Molecule: messenger RNA, 1336 nt
Organism: Amblyraja radiata (thorny skate)
Lineage: Eukaryota; Metazoa; Chordata; Chondrichthyes; Rajiformes; Rajidae
Gene: asmt
Product: acetylserotonin O-methyltransferase
Exons: 8
Coding region: 293-1336 (347 amino acids)
Molecular function (GO): protein dimerization activity; O-methyltransferase activity
Source: RefSeq, a predicted model, not a curated record
UUGGCAAGGGCCAUGAAAAGAGGCACUUAAAAUGUAGGCUUUGUAUUUUAAGUCCCAUGCAACAUUACAAUCAAAGUGAUUGUCAAAGCUGAUCACAUGUAGCCUUAAUCUCCUUAAGUGAUUAGUAGGUAUUAGGAAUAUGCACCUCAGGAGCCAGGGAGAGUGUGAGCAGUUGAACAGAUGCCUUUUGUUCUGUCCGUGUGCUGGGAGAAUCUAUAAAUCGCGCCGAGAUGCUGUUUAUCUGAUGGAAACCACGAAGCGUUGAGUUGCCCUUUGUGGCGAUCUUUCUAUCAUGGAAUGCGCCAACCAGGAACUUGAGUACCCACAGAAGCUGCUGAAUUACAUGAACGGGUUUCUGAUAUCCAAGACAAUGUUUGCUGCCUGUGAAUUGGGAGUGUUUGAUGUCCUUCAGGAGGGUGCUGUUCCACUCUCCUCCAGUGCUGUUGCGGAGCGCCUUGGCACCAGUGCUGAUGGCAUGGAAAGACUACUCUCUGCAUGCGUCGGACUGCAGCUGCUCGAGGUCAGGGAGCAUCACGGUGAAGCCGUGUACAAUAAUACAGAUUUAUCCAGACUCUACCUGACCAAGACAAGUCCCAAGACAUUGCAUCAUUCAAUCACAUACUACUCACAAACCAUCUACCAUUGUUUUUCCUACGUGACUGAUGCCAUCAGGGAAGGGAAAAGCCAACAUUUGCGGGCAUUUGGUGUUUCAUCUGAUGAAAUCUUUGAAGCUAUCUACAGGUCUGAGGAGGAAAUGCUGAGGUUUAUGCAGCUGAUGAACUCGACGUGGAACAUCUGUGGAAAGGACGUGGUCACAGCCUUUGAUCUGUCGACUUUUACAAACAUCUUCGAUCUUGGAGGAUGCAGUGGUGCAGUAGCGAAGGAAUGUAUCUCUGCAUAUCCACAUUCACGAGUAACUAUCUACGAUCUCCCCAAAGUUCUGGAGAUGGCAAGAAAACACUUUGUGCCCCAAGAUGAAAAGCGGAUUCUAUUUCAUGAAGGAGACUUCUUCAAAGAUCCCAUCCCUGAAGCGGACCUCUACAUUCUGGCUAGAAUAGUUCAUGACUGGUCUCAGGAUAAAUGCGUGGAACUGCUCACCAAAGUCCACAAAGCUUGUAAACCAGGUGGUGGAGUGCUCCUGAUUGAAGCCUUAUUGAAUGAAGAUCGCAGAGGCCCCCUCACCGCUCAGCUGUACUCUCUCAAUAUGCUAGUACAGACAGAGGGCAAGGAACGAAUGGCCUCAGAGUAUGCCAACCUACUGGAGCUGGCCGGAUUCACGGAUGUGCAAGUCCAGAGGACGGGGAAAAUUUACGAUGCCAUUUUGGGCAGAAAAUGA